This is a messenger RNA of Notechis scutatus (mainland tiger snake), 846 nucleotides long. It is a transcript of the gene CDX2, whose product is annotated as caudal type homeobox 2. NCBI's taxonomy places the organism in Eukaryota, Metazoa, Chordata, Lepidosauria, Squamata, Elapidae. Gene Ontology annotation, cellular component: nucleus. The record is from RefSeq and is a predicted model, not a curated record. Gene Ontology annotation, molecular function: RNA polymerase II transcription regulatory region sequence-specific DNA binding; DNA-binding transcription factor activity, RNA polymerase II-specific. Gene Ontology annotation, biological process: anterior/posterior axis specification; animal organ morphogenesis; regulation of transcription by RNA polymerase II.
AUGUACGUGAGCUACCUGCUGGAGAAAGAGAGCCCCUCCAUGUACCCCGGUUCGGUGCGCCACGCGGGGGGGCUGAACUUGAGCGCCGCGCAGAACUUCGUGGGCGCUCCGCAGUACCCGGACUACGGCGCCUACCACAUGCCCGCUGGGAUCGGACUGGACAACGCUCAGUCGCCAGGGUCGCCCUGGUCAGCCGCCUACGGCGCGCCCCUGCGAGACGAGUGGAACGGCUAUGGGCAGGCGGGCGGCCCCGGGACGGCCCCGGCGGCCGCCGCCGCCGCCGCCGCCCUGCACGGACCCAGCCCGGCCGCCUUGGCUUACAGCCCCGCCGGAGACUACCUCCCGCACACGCACCAUCCCUCCCAGGGACCUCCGGCGCCCCCCUGCGGGGUCCCCCCUUCCACGGGGCUGAUGCAGCCUCUCAACCCGCCGCUCGGGUCGGAUCCUCUCUCCCCUGGCGGCCAGCGGCGGAACUUCUGCGACUGGAUGAGGAAGCCCACGGCGGGGGGACCCGUGAAAACCAGGACGAAAGACAAAUACCGUGUGGUUUACACAGAUCACCAGCGACUUGAGUUGGAGAAGGAGUUUCAUUAUAGCCGUUACAUCACCAUUCGGAGAAAAGCUGAGCUAGCAGCCACACUGGGAUUGUCAGAGAGACAAGUGAAAAUCUGGUUUCAAAAUAGGCGGGCAAAAGAAAGGAAAAUCAACAAGAAAAAGUUACAACAAUCUCAGCCUGGAUCGGAACCCCUGAGUCCCGUCUCCUCCAUGCAGGCAGGGACACCUGGCUCUGUUCCCAGUGGAGGUGUGUUGGGUGCUACUGGCUUGACCCCAACUGUUGCACAGUGA